Molecule: messenger RNA, 1783 nt
Organism: Zea mays
Lineage: Eukaryota; Viridiplantae; Streptophyta; Magnoliopsida; Poales; Poaceae
Exons: 2
Coding region: 925-1395 (156 amino acids)
Biological process (GO): positive regulation of DNA-templated transcription
Cellular component (GO): nucleus
Molecular function (GO): DNA-binding transcription factor activity; transcription cis-regulatory region binding
Source: RefSeq, marked provisional
CCUUGCUAGGUUCCUCGUCCGCCUCUCUGUCCUAGUCUCGUCAGCAACAGCACAGUGUUGUUACUGACGCGCCUUCACUCUGUUGACCUGCAUCUAGCCAAGUUUAUUUGGAGACUCCAACCUUUGGUCUCCCAAACUUGGAGCUCCCAAGGGGAGAGGUUCUGCCAAAAUUUUGGCUUCUGAGCAUCCAUUUUCAGGGGGAGGUUCUGCCAAAAUCUGCUCCUGUGAACAUAGAUUUCUCAAGGGGAGGUUCUGCCAAAAUUUCCUCCUGUAACCACCAGCUUUCCAGGGGGAGAUUCUGCCAAAAUUUCCUGCACUGAUCAUCAUUCUUCUAAGGGGAGGUUCUGCCGAAGUUUUCUUGUGUGACGACGACGAUCAGUUUCCAGGGGGAGAUUCUGCCAAAAUUUUCUGCACUGACCAUCAGUCUUCCAGGGGAGGUUCUGCCAAAAUUUUCUUCUCUCACUAUCACUUCUCCAAGGCCAAGCCCUGCCAAAAUUUCCUUCAUAUAUCACAUGCAUCGUAGACAUACAGACAAUAAACUCUAAUUUGCAAAGGUAACAAAAAAAAAAAGAGUGCUUUCCUCCUUGGCCUUGAUGGUAGGCUAGUAGAGAAAACCGCGCGCAGCAUCUGUUUACAUGUUGUUGCUCGUCCUGUCCGAGCACCUCCUUUCCAGAUUUAUGGUCGGUUCUGCCCUAACCCGCCUUGUCCAGUCCUUCUCUGUUGUUUUCCUCUACUGGUUUUAUGUCUUCUCAGUAAGCCGCCAGUAGUUGGACUCACCUUUUCAAGUUAUCUAGGCAUUUCCUAUAUAUUUACCACAUAUAAAAAUUAUACUAAGGCAGUAACAAAAGAGGUGCCUUUAUAUCUGACAAACAGAAGGGAGUGAAAAAGUUUAGAUUACACCUCAGUUUGCCUGUGGUGACAACUAUGUCAAGUGGCACUUCGUCCGGAUCGAGCCGGUGGGUCCAAAGUUCUAGAUCCGAGGAUGACCUAGAUCUCCAGGCCCAGAUGGAGAGGAGGAGAAAGCGGAGGAAGGAGUCGAAUCGGGAGUCAGCUCGGAGGUCUAGGCAACGGAAGCAAGAACACCUUGACGACCUCACCUCACAGGUAAAUCAGCUGAAGGACCAGAACAAGCAGCUCAGCAUGGCACUGAGUAUAACCAGCCAAAACCUUGUGGCAGUGCAAGCGCAGAACUCUGUUCUGCAGACCCAGAAGAUGGAGCUGGACAGCAGGCUGGGUGCCCUGACGGAGAUCCUCUGGUACAUGAACUCAAGCACCAGCACCAGCACUGCUCCUACAAAUCCAGCCAUAGCGAACGACUUCACAGCAUGGAGCAGAGCCUCUGAUAUUCUUGGUGGAACCAGCUACAGCGCCAUAGACCUGUACCAAUGCUUCUAGCUCUAAGCUCUAGCUCUAGAAGAGAGAAGGUGGCUGUGGCAUAUGACAUAGUGGUAGGGCCAGGAAGAAAGGAGGCGGGCAGGCAUCAAGUUCUGUUCAAUCGUGUGGGGCCUUUGUGUCACUGUUGAUGUGUGCAGUGUGUGCUUGAUGCUUCUCCCUCCACUGUUUAUUUUCGAGGCGACGGCGAUGUUUUGGUUUGGUAGAGACUCAAGGACGGACAAAAUGGCAGAAAGUUGCCUUGGCUUUGUGUGACGUAAAUGCAGUUGUUCUCCGGUAUUUAUAUGGCAAAUAAUAUUGGGCCAGCUAGUGAAAAAGACAGGCAGAUGAUUUGAUGUGGCUCUUGAUAUAUAGGGAAAUAAUAUGCGUAACGAUGAUUAUAAUGUUUAUU